This is a messenger RNA of Rotaria sp. Silwood2, 1020 nucleotides long. NCBI's taxonomy places the organism in Eukaryota, Metazoa, Rotifera, Eurotatoria, Philodinida, Philodinidae. The record is from the annotation of a GenBank genome assembly.
AUGGCAUUGUUAAAGGAAGCAUCAAAUUUAAAGCUGAUUACUUUUGCUGCUAUUCAGGAGAGAACAGAAAAUUUUUCUUAUGGUGAAUUAGAUGCAUCAAAUAAACCUCCUCCUAUACAAGUUAAACAUCUAAACAAUGAUCGUAUCACUGGAAGUGCAGCUCAAAAAUUCUGUUUGUUUCGAUUGUUCCCAAUCAUCUUUUCUGAUAUGGUCGAGCAUUUAAAAUCAUUUAAAAUUUACCUCAUUUUGCGUGAAAUGUUGGAUAUAAUAUUAGCUUUGCCUCAACGAAAAAGUUGGCUUCCUUAUCUUGAAACGUUAUCAAUAAAUUUUCAGUGUAUGAUGUUAGAGCUUUUACCAGAUAAAGCAACACCGAAGGUACAUUAUGCUACUGAGUAUACAAAAAUAAUUGAGGAAAAUGGUCCACCACUAAGGUAUUGGUGUAUGAGGUACGAAGGUGCUCAUCUAUAUUUCAAGAAAAUCGCUAUGCAAUCUUAUAAUUUUAAAAAUAUUCCUAAAACGUUGGCACAAAGACAACAACUUAGACAAUGCUUUUUAAUGUCCAAGUGUCGAUUUUUGAAAUCAUAUCAAGAAGCUAGUGGUAAUAAAAUAAUUUAUAUGCAUGAAAUUGAUUCCAAAGUCAAAGUUCUUUUAAAUCAUCGAUAUGGAUCACAAUUUAUUCAAUCACAAACAUUAUUGCAAUGCUCGCAACUAAUUCAUAAUCAUGUUAUUUAUAAACAACAUGCCGUUUACGUUUAUGACUUAGAACAUGUGGAGGAAAUACCAGUAUUUUUUCAAAUAAUUCAUAUAUUAAAGUUAAAUCAAGAAUGGAUAUUCGUUGUAGAUCUUCUGAAUACUGAUGGAUUUAGCACUAAACUAUGGAGCUACAGAGUUAGCUCAUAUGAUCGACUUGACAUAGUUUCACCAAAUAAUAUAAAAUAUUAUCACAAAGGACUUGACUUAUAUAAAGUAGAUCAUUUUCAUGUUGUUAAUCUAACCUCAAGACUAACAAAAACAAAUUGA